CGGGCACCGAGUCGUCUGGCAAGGCAGCGGGCUCUGAGUCAACUGGCAUGACAGCGGGCACCGGGUCAUCAGGUACCGGAUUGUCUGGCUCGACAGCGGGCAUCGGGUCACCAGGUAUGACAGCGGGCACUGGGUCACCAGGCAUCAGGUCAUUUGGCUCGCCAGCGGGUACCGCGUCAUCUGGCAAGGCAGUGGGCACCGAGUCACCAGGUACCGGAUCAUCUGGAUCAACAGCGGGCAUCGAGUCAACUGGCCUAAUACUCGCAUCCGGCAUCAGGCUGAAGAGAGGCAUCAGGCUGAAGAGGCUU
This is a messenger RNA of Staurois parvus, 308 nucleotides long. The record is from the annotation of a GenBank genome assembly. Lineage: Eukaryota; Metazoa; Chordata; Amphibia; Anura; Ranidae.